AUGGAGCUUGAUGAACCGUCUUUUAGAUCGGAUCUACAGUGUUCGAAAUUAUGCUCUCAGGUAUGUACGGGAAUAUUAGUCCAUAGAUCAGACUUUUUAAUGUUUUUUUCAAAUUCCCCCUCCUUGUUGGUAGUACGCAUUGCUUGAUCUUUUCUUUUAUUGUUCGUCCGUGAAAAUUCCUCACUCACCCUGAUUUAGCCCCUACGGUUGGUCUGCGGAUAGUUUUGAAAGUAACUGACUAUUGCCAAUAGUGCUCGAAGUCACAGUCCGGCCAACAUUCUCCCUACGCGAUCGACGUCGAUGGCGUCAAGGACCAGUCCGGUCGCUAGCCGCACACAACACGCGAAUCUGAGCCGUCAUUAAUGGGUUAUAAAGAGACUAGUAUUAUUUUCCCAGUGACGCCUCACAAUGACCAACGUUAUGCGAGAUAUAGAUCCGCAUAAGUUACUCAAAAAAUCAUCCUCUUGCACGAGCUGACCCUAAUUUAAGACUGAUAAACUCUCCAGUUGCUGUGCUAGCCGUGCGCUGCCUUGUCUUUUGUCCCCGCAAUAUUCGUCGUUAGAAACGAAUUUAGGUGUUUGAGGCUGUGACCACGGCGUUCCUGCCGUCAGAAUAGGUCUUUUUGUGCUGCCGACUUGAGGCGGUUCGGAGUGUUCUACAGCUUACCGGUAUUUCUAGAAAGCACUGCGGUAUCGUAUCACGUCCUACAGCACAAGAGCGAGACCCACCUGCCGGGGUACGGGUUACCGAUGCUUUAAAAUUUCGCCGUCUCAAAUAUUUCGGGUACCCACUCUGUCCAUUCAAAGAACUGUACAGUCUCGACAUCAUCUAGGGAAUUUUGCUGACCAAUUUAGAAAAGUAGGCAGAUAGUCAGAUCUAAGGACGAUGUCGGGCGUGCGAAUGGACCCCCAACUCCGCCCUUGAUUUUGAAGUUCUGGCUGACGAGUUCAAGGCAUGGUCCGCACUAAUUUGUGAUGCUAGGGACUUGAAGGCUGUCUAAAACCACACAUGAAUAGUCGACGGUUCCAAAUUUUACAAUUAUGCCACUGACUAGAUUCCACCAGUCUUUGGAAACCCCUUCGGGUAUGUUCACUAGGUAAUGCGUGCAAAUCACGGAUCCUGGUUGAGUCAGCGCUGUUUCGGCGACUGUCUCCUUCCGUGGUGGCGUUUAUGAUCACAAAUUUCUCUGACUCGACGUUGCAGGUUCUCGACGUCACGAAUGGCCGCCUUCCACUGCAGUUAGUUGGCGACAGAAUUCCUUAGACAGUUGAGCAAGUUGACAUGCAGAUUUUUCAGUCCCGAGACCCCAGGCGCAGAGCCUGCUUUCAUCAUGUCCAUCCUGUUCAUCGAUUAGCACUCUCGACACUGUUUCGAACCGGGACCGCGUUUGAGCUGGAUGACUCUCUACAAAUAAUAAGCCUUCAGAAUGACGAAGCAUAUAAGCACCGUCUAGAUCGACAGGUGAGGCGAGUGCAGAUGACGGAUUACUCGUUAGCCUAGCUGCUGACAAUUCCGCGCGUCCAUAUGUGACGGAUAGCGGAAUGCCCUUCAGCGGAGGUUACCUGACGAAAUAUCGGUCGUGAAUCAGCAGAGACAAUGCUGCCAGGUUAGGGGGACCGAAGCAUGGCGUGUCUACCGGCUCAUACGAUAGCACAAAGCCCGAUGACAGCACUUUUGCAGUGACCAUGAACCGUCAAGCAUGUCAUCUGUUUACCACUGCUGUGUACUUAAACUUUUUAUCCAAGGCGUUAGAAAAGGCAAUCUUAGAAAAUCCAAGAAACCUCAUAGUGUCCGAUUACCACAUCAUCGGAACUGGCUAAAUCAAGCGUGAUCAAAGCUGUACAAAGUGCUCAUAAAUAUAAGCAUAUACAUAACUGCCCAUCAGAGGCGCCACUGAAUAGAUCAAUUCGACACCUUAACGCAAACACUCGUUACUCAUAGCUUUGUCCUUUGACUAAUAUAAUAUUGAUUCCAGAGUCUUUUGCGUACUCGAAUAAAUGCCGCGCAUGCAUAAUAAAUCCGAAGUAGGUUUCAUUUCUGUCUUGCUCGCCUGGCCGAAUGUUCCACCUAAGGUAGCGGGGAGGCCGUCAUCCAGCUGAAGAACCACUCAUUCUGCCAUGACUAGUCAGAUACUUUCGUCCACAGAACACGAGGUGGUCGUAUUUCUCUUGGUGGAAGUGUUUUUUUUGGGCAUGCUUCCGCUGUAAUCACGCCUAUUCCGGAAACCACACGCCACAUUGGAUUUAAAAAAAACUCGCUUGUCCCUCAACUUUAUCGGCGUGGUGAAGACCUUUGAUGCAUACUCUAACCCACUACACCUUUGGGGUGGUUCGCCGAUGUGAACUACAGUUAUUCUCUCGAUUUGUCACCGCAGGCAUACUGACAACGAAAGUCCCCGUUUUUGUAUCUAAUCACUUAUAAAGGUUAGAAUAAAACCAUACAAUUUUGUCCUUGCACAGAAUUCGCACCAUCUAACUUCAGAAUAUCUAAGAUGACGCCCUUCGGCCACGCUCUUUCUGUCCGUAACUAAAUAUCACCCAAAUUUAGAACAAAGCGAAACGAAGGGUUCCUUUUCAAAUCCAGAACUGUCUUCAACAACCACUUUUUUUUUCUCAAAUGCUCGCUGCACAUAACUGACACAUUUUUUUCUACUACUGCCCCGAAAGCAGUGUGGUUUUGCAAUUUUCGAGCCCUCACAAGGGAGCACGUAAGGAUGGACCAGCGGAAAUAUUGCAAAUGCCGCCAACAAAGACAAGGAGGAUUUAAUUACAGUCUUCGGAUAACUAGCCUCCAACUUCUGACCGAAAAGACCUGAGAUUGGAGCCCUGGUCUAGUUAAUCUCCUAGAUUAGAUCAUGGACUACUAAGACGCAUGUGUUCACCCUCUGUUGGCCAAAAUAAUGAAUACCUGGUAUUACGCAGGAGUCGCGUUCUCUGAACUAUUUUGAUUGCCGAAGAAAAAUGGAUGUUCCAUUAUGCCCUGAGCUUCCGUUCUGGAGCCCCUGUGGACGGCUGCAUAACUGACGAUCGGUAAUUGAGAGAGCGGAGUGACCAGAUGGCGUAUUCUUACUUCCUUUUAUCUGGACUAGCAUUCUCAUAGUUGAGAGUUAACAAAGAGACCCAGGCACAAUUCUCUGGCUUACUUGCCUGGGGUUAAAAUAUGACUGGCAGCGACAGCAAGUAAACUAGAACUUCCCAUCACAGUCUCCAUGCAUUUGUGCAUCUUUAAUCGGGGAUUUUUGUGGACGCCUUAGGUAAAGACUACCUGGCCUUGCAACAACCUGCGGUGCCAAGUAAUCAUAGCUCAUUCUGACCCUCUAUCACUCUUGGUCUGGGAAGCGUCUUUAGGUUCUGUCUGCUGGCGCCUUACCGGUCCUCGGUUCUCAACUUUUUUGACAUUUCCAGUCAUGGAUGUGUCUUACAGGGCAAUCGAUGUUAUCCUGCCUGCUAGACCGGCCUCUUCAGGCCGCCCUUGGCCACCCAUGCAAAGGGCGGACCUUAAACACCAAGAUUCGGUUCGUAUGAGGAAGACGAACGUGAUUGUAGUCCAAAGCUGGAAAUAGAUGCAAAGCCGCACCCUUGAUGUGACCCACAGCAUUUUAUCGUCUGAUCUCUCGAGUUACGUGGAGCUUCGUUACCAAUGUUUUCUGACUGAAGUUGACUUUGUCUGUACCCCUCCACGAAAGCAUCGUUAACUGCAGCCCCCCCCCCCCAACUGAUUUACAUGCAUUGUUUUUGGCAUCUUCAGACCAGUUGUCGUCGGGUUGCCGAUCAGGCUGCGCACCUCGUAGACGCCCUACUAAUCUUCAAGACAUGGAUGAUCCAAACUCAGGCAGCCAGCCGCAAUCAGCACCAACACAUCGGAUCUGAUGGAGUCAACUCGCAGACUUCUGUUUCCCCCCAGAGCCUCGAGUUGGCUCUGCGACGGGCGGAACGCGCAGAGAAUGCUGCGAAUCGUAUGCGUGCCGGUUGCCUUGCCAUGCGACGCCAAGUGGAAGUUGGCUUAGGUUAUAGGCGCGAAAUUGAGCGUCUUCGAAACGAGGUGCAAAUGUGCCAGGUAAGCAGCAUCUAACCAACUUACUCUCAUGUCCCUGUCUUCGUUGUCGCAACUUUACUGGUACUGGACUGUUCAGCCCUUGUCGUUACCGGCGAUGUCCACAGUGUGUCCCACAACAGGGUGGGCACAGUGACGGUGACUUGCGCAUAAGUCGGUCUGUAGUGAUGUUAGACGGGUGUGCUGGUACACCUAGAUGCGGGUCCGGCAAGGUAGAUCGGGAUGCUCGUUUCCGGCUUCUUAGCUGUCGUCAGCCAGCCAUGCCCAACCCCGGACUUUGCAAUAUCUGGAGCUCAAACCCGCGUUCUGUUAGUCAGAAGUCCAACGCUCUAGGCAUAGAGCUGCGAGGUCGGUUUCGACCAGGUAAUCAAAUAUGAAAGAUGGGACGUUCACCGAUUGCAUUACGAGACAUACUCGUCUCGCUGUGCCCUUUGGGUCGGUCUAGAGCCCCACAUGAGGCCACAGAGCAGCUGAAUGAUAUUACCGACAGAAACAAAGGGAACUGGGAUGGAUAUUUGAGACUUAUUAGCCGUCAUAUGCUAUCCAUGCUCAACCCCACGUUUACAACUGCAGAUGCUCGAACUCGUAUUCGCCAGGCCCAACGGGACGAGUAUGUCCCGUGCAGCUAUUGGUAAGCGCCCCUCUACCAGAAUGGGAGCGUCACAGAGGUCACACUAAAAGGCGACCAUUGUAGCCUGGCUCUCCAUCCUGAAGGGAGGACCGAGUUACCCCGUCAGCUAGCAGUUCUCCAAGCUACGGUUUUUAUUACAACAUUAUAGUUUAAAAGCGCGUCUGAUUUUGUAUUGUGAGGAAUACGCGUCGGGUGCCCUGGGGUCGAGAAGUCCUCACAGUCAACCCCACUCUCUUUCCUCUCAUAGGCACUAGUCCGUUGUGCGACCCACUCGGUCAUGCGGGGAUUGGGCGCCAGUAGCUGACAGGGCUACAGAGCCUGUCUGCUCGUGCGACGCACGCGACCUGGCCCCCCCCCUCCCCCCCGACAUAAUGCGCCAAGCUUUCACGCAAGAGAGGUGCCCGGCUCGGAUCUCGCACGCGUUAGGGUGCCACGGAGAUCAGAUUAAGGAGCCAAUGAGCCUAACUCUCGUUAGCCGCCACGAACGGCCCCUAGCAAAAGGACCUGCAGAUCACCAUUUUGUCGUCUCUGAGGCCCUCCUUUCAACCUGUCAGAGCGACUAAAAAGGCGACCAAUGUCCUCUUCGCAGUUGGAAGAUUUUUAUUAUAGAUGUAAACAAGGAGCUAUCUGGAAAGGCGAACGUGCUCUGUAAUCAUUUGCUACUAGAAUAUGGAAAUUAGGCGUGGCUACCCUAACUGAAAUAGGGAGGACGACAAAGUAGUGAAGAGAAUAACAUUAUUAUCAUAUAAAUGCUGACUUUAUGCGCACGACCUAUUCACCUAGAGUACAGGCAGAUCCAAGGAUAUCUCAUACAGACCUACUGGAUUGGGAGGAAUGGGGACCGUGUCCUUGCAAAUCGAUGAUUUCGUCGCACUAGUUGCAAUGGGCAACCUCCGUUGGAACUCUCUUAUGCCUCGAGGGCAGUGUCGCACCUGGAUGUCCAUCAGCACCCACUUCUGCAACGAGUUGUCUGUGCGUCAAGCGGACUUCCCGAGGGAGUUAUCUGGUCGAGCACAGCAGAGGCACUUAAACAUGAACUGGACGUUUAUUUACUUUAAAAAUACCACCCAGUUACACAGGAAAACUCUGUUAAGUCAAAUAAACGCCUCGCGCAUACCUAUCGAUAACGCUGAUAUGCUCUAUAUACACAUGUAUAUUUCUGUUUCUCCCAUGCUUUCGCCAGCGGACGAUCGCCAACUACCAGAGCGUAAUUAACGAAGGCACCGAAUUUCGCAAUGAUCUUAAGGCCGAGCUGGAACGUGCUCGCAAAGCCGCCUCAGUGGCACGGGCCCAGCUGGCCAAUGAGUUGCGACGGCGUACCUCCUCCACAUCCUCCUCCACAGCCGCCUCUACUCUGCCCGAGUUUGCCUGUCCCCUUUCGCCGACCUCUAACAGCGGUCUUCGCACUGAAUGCGACAGACUACAGAAGUGGCUUAGCUCCCUCAAGGAAGAAAACCGGCGUCUGGAAGCGUCCCUUGUGGCGAAAACUAGCCAGGUCCGUCGUAUGUGUACUUGUUAUUUCUGUUCCAAACUGCCAUACACCCCUCACAGUUAGCCUUGUUUAUGACCUAUCUAUCUAGUUUCUAUCUACCUCCUUCUGUACCUCAUCCAGUGCUGGAUGAAACGAUAUGUGACGCGUGGCAUUCGUGUGUCUCCUACAAUAGCGUCAUGACGCAUUUAAGUGCUUUGGAAGGUUGUCAACUGAAGGGCUAGCUGUUCUCCGAACCAGAGGUCAAGCUACAGCGGUUUCUACUUAGUGUGUCCUUACGAUAGCCCUCACCACUUUGAUAUUGCGUGGGACCACGUGCUCGGCGCCCGAUGCGUCGAGGCCCGUCUCCAAUCGUCCCAGCCAUGUCUUGCCGUCGGCAUCCGGUGGAUGUGGGACGAAUGAGGGAAGUUGGUGCUAUGCAAGUAUCUAUCACCCCCUUUGUUGCAAUUCGCACGAAGUUGGUGUCCCCCCCCCCCACCCCCCUCCUAGCCCGAUUAUGGUCACCAUCGAAUUGUACAGACGAACUAUCGGACCAUCAGUGUUGUCAGGAACGAUGACGGAUCCCGGCAGUUUUUUAAGUCGUUGAUGAGAGGAAACAUCUUGGUUGUGGAGCGCCCAACAGUCUGCAUAUUUUGGGCUCGACCCGCCUGGCCUUCGUAGGCGUCGAUCCGGCAUGCCGUUCGCCGUUACGUAUCUGUCGAACUGGAGGCCAUAAACCGUGCGUAGAACCGCUACAGAUUUUGACUAGUUUUAGAAAGUAAUGACGAACGAAUUGGACUGAAAAGGAGAUAAGACAACCGGAACGUCAGUUUUAUCCAUCCCCGCAUUCCCAAUUUCCUACUCUAAUUCUACUAGCCAUUGGGCUGGCGGACUUGGACAGUGGACUGGUACCUGAGGGGAAAAGAACUAAGGUCGACUCUGGGAGUCCAUCUCUACGGCACAUCAACACAUUCCUCGCUAUGAUAAAUCCGACGCACUCGAAUUUACUGCGAUGCACUAAACGACGUGGGUUGGAAGACUGUCAACAGACGGAAUUGCACGGUCCUCGUGGUCGUUGAUUGGCUAGUGGACUGCGAUUUAGGUCCACUGACUCCUCCUCCUCCUCCUCCUCCUCCUCCUCCUCCUCCUUAAUUUGCCUAUCAUUAGACUCCAACUGAGGCAGGAUUCCAGCCAUCGAUUUUUGUGAAGACCCAUCGCAUUGUGCGGGAACAAGGCCGUGUGUGGCGCGCGUAGACAGACUUUAAUUUUGCCAGUCACUGCGUCCGAACCUGACCUCGGUCGUCCCGACUCCCUCUUCACCGGACCUAGGUAGGUGAAGGAGGAGAUUGCGUCAGGUGCCGUGCAGGCACGCUGUCAUUAUAGAGUAUCGUCAUCGUUCUGUGCCCAGCCUACCGUAGGCGCACGAUGGACGUACUCGUUUUUUGAUGGUCGAAGUGACGCUCGAAGAAGGUUAUCUGCAUCAGAGGCUCUUUCGAAUCAGCCUCUCUUCCACUUUCCAGAGUUCCUUAUGUCAUGAUAAUGUCAGCCUAAACUUAUCCUUAGAUUAACUCCGACUCUGUAACACACGUCAGUGAUUUUGGCAGCGCGGUAAAAAAUGGGCAUGAUCUCCCUCGUAGUAAUAAAUAGACAUUUUUCACUUCUGUCUUGACUAGGGAACGUGAAUGGUUUGCAAGUUGCGCAGAUAUUCCGUUCUCACUUUGCUGUCAUUUAUAAAAAGAACAAUCACCUAUGUGAGACUGGUAGACAAAGUCGCAUCAAAUUUGCCCACAUGCUUCAGUUAGUUACACAUAGAUUACUGACCUAUGAUAUGUGUGAAGAUGUAUCUUGUAGUGUCGACGGAAAUGUAAACCGGUGUGGCCAAAACCCUUUACGAGGUCAGAAUUUCAGUUGAGUUAGUGGAAAAUCGUCUAACACAAAUAAACUGUACACCCCUUUCUCCUUUUUAGGAGAUAAUUCUGAUCGAAAAACUGGACAGAGUGAGGCAGUUAAUUUCGUCCCAGUUGGCGCAGUUACGUAAACGACAGCGCAGCCGCCGCAGACGUCACGGCCGCGCGUCAUCGCCUACCGGGCUGUUCUGGCUCCGCGAAGUCGCCCUUCUUGUGGGCCUGCCGGAAGCAGAGGUCUCUGAGCUGAUCAAACCCAGUGUCGCCACCACCGCCGCCACCGCCGCCACGGCCGUCACCGCAUCCUCUCCCCUAAAACUCACUCAUUCUGCAGCUCUUGAGAGUGUCCUCAAUGAUUUGAGCACAACUGUCUCUGAUAUCUCCGAUGCCGAUGCCAGCGACGACAUGCAGAGCAAGAAUCACAUGCCUUCUCCACCACCACCAGCAGCAGCACUGGGAGACACCUCGCUUUCUCGCCCCACAGCUCCUAAUCGCCCUCAGUGCAGUCAUCCGCGGCCUGCCUCGAAAUCGCACAAUCUCUCCGACGAUUCAGACGAAGAGCGGGAGAAGGCGGAGGAGGAGAAGACUAGACGGAGAAAGCGGAGACUUCAUGAUCGUAGCACCUCUGCGGCCACAAGGACUCAUCGAUCGACGGCGAUGUCACCUGGUCGUGACGGCUCGGCGGACCGUGGGAAGGGUGGGGCUAAGAAAAGGAGGUGUAGACGGCGGUCUACCGCUUUCGCGGAUACUAGCAAAGACGAAAAAGUUGGGGCGCCUGAAUCACUGCCACUACUACCACCACCACCGCCACCACGGCGGCGCCGACAACGUCUAGACUCCACGGCAUCUGCGGUCAGCUGCCUGAGUACGGUGACAAGCGUAAUGCUGGAAGACAUCAGUCUAGCGGGUCUACAGAAGGCCGACGACUCAGACCUCUCCUUCGUGAUAGAUGAAGCCUCUACUGAGUUUGCCCGCAUUAAGUCACCACGUCGAGUUUCCGGCAAGCUGGCCGAAGAGUCAAUGAAGGAGUCUGAGCUAGCAACCGCCAUUAAAUCAGACACAUUGGGUAUGCGUCUUUGGUACUUGCUCGUCUCCGUCUACGAACAUUAUUUUGCCCACCAGACAUACGCACUAGUGACAACUCUGUAUGACAGUAUUGGGCGGACUUGUAUACAACCUCGAGGCGAUACCGUACGCUGCGUAUUUGACAAAAUCCUGGACGACUUCUUAAUAUAUAUAUAUAUAUAAUAUAUAAGACAUACAUAUCAAUAUAUGUCGAAGUCGAAUGUGUGCUUUGGGAAAAGCACCCAAAGCACACAUUCGACUUCGACGUACAUUUCUUGGGAUGCCUUCCUUCCAAUAUCAAUACAUCCAUAUAUAUAUAUAUAUAUAAUGGUAGGGGCGCUCACCGAUCGUUUAUACGCAACUCACUCUUUCCGUUGUGCCUUACCGGCUCUCUCUCGAGCCCAACCAGCUGCCGCACAGCGGCGCAUGAUAUAGGCAGAAUGGAAUUACCGACAAAGACAAGGGAGACUGGAAUGGCAAUUUCUGGCUUAUUAGCCGUCGUCAGCCAGUCAUACCCAACCCCUAAGUAUAUAUAUAUAUAUAUGUUGAAAAGAGGUAGGUUCUUUGGGACAAGAGGGUUUAUUGCGUAAAUUUUCGACGCUGGUUCCCCAGGUCGUCGUCAGACGCAAGCGGAAAGCAAAUGUGAAAACAAGGAACAGCUAACGUCAAGAGUGCACAAAAAUCGAUACUUGCAUGGCGUGUGCGCCGGUUGGCGGCCGUCGUGCGUCAGUCUGAGCUGGUUGGUUCCCUUCUCUUCCAUUUCUCCUUCAGGUUUCUGUACACGGCAUCCAACUCGAUAUGCCGGUUGA
Molecule: messenger RNA, 9930 nt
Organism: Spirometra erinaceieuropaei
Lineage: Eukaryota; Metazoa; Platyhelminthes; Cestoda; Diphyllobothriidea; Diphyllobothriidae
Source: the annotation of a GenBank genome assembly